GGGGGAAAAAACUUAAGCUUUUUGCUAAAGCCCGAUUCAACUGAAGGACACAAAGAAAUAAAAACGCCCACAUAAAAAGCCAAACAAGAUAAUAAUUGUGCAUGUCUGGCUCUGAAUCUAGAGGGCAAGGCUUGCGUCACUGGCACUCUGAGUUACCAUGGUGAGUGAUUUAUUGAUAUAUAUCAAGAAUGAAUAGAUCAAAGGCAGCGAGAUGACAGGUGAUCAAUCAAAUGUCAAAUCAAAACUAGCAAUCAAGUGGAAAGCUGACUUUUCAGUGGGUGGGUCUGGGAGGAGAAAAAUGAACUUUCAUAUCACACUUCGGAGAAGCAAAACCCCAGCAUACUAUUUAAAAAGCAAUUAAGCAACCCAAAAGGAAAAAAAAAAAUCCUUUACAAGAUCUAACGUACUGAUCCAUUAACCUGUUCCUCUCUUUUUCUUUUUUAUUUUGGAGGAGGGGUGGUAAGUAAGAAUUCAUAUGGGAUAGUUCCUACCAUACAAAUCAAUUUACAAAGUUUGCAACUCACUCUGGGCAAAGAAAAUCCAGAGCUGUUUCAAUAUUAAAGGGGCAUUUUUCUUCCCCUUUUCUAAGAGAAGGGAGAGAUUUCCAAACGUUAAAUUUCCAAACGUGGAUCCUCUUAGAAAACAUAUUCAAAGGUUCGUUUCCUGGGGUGGUUUUUUCCACCUUGGUGAUCAAAGCUAAACUCCUAUGGCUCGCCCCAAAGCCAGGCUUGCAGCCCGGGGCUGGGUCACUGCUCACACUUCAGCGUCCCAAACCCCAGCCAGAGGAGACGCUGUCCCUCGAGGCCAGAAGCCACUGGCACUGACCACGCGGAGGGAUGCGGGGGUGGAAGGACUGUCUCCCCACUCCGCACCCCGAAUCCUCAACCCAACUUUGGCCCGAGAGGCAAGAAGCAGACUGGGAGAAAGUUAGGGGUGGGGUAGAGGGUGGAGGAAAAAAAGUUUAAGGAGGGAAGGCUUGGUGGGAUAGCUUCCCCCAACACCCUCAAUCGGAGCCUGGAAAGGGGAGGAUUUGGGAGAUUGGAGAAGGCGAGAGAGGAUGGGGUCAUGAGCCGGGCAGAGAGGGGCACACCCGUAGCGAACUCCCCCGAAAGCCGAGGGGGGUGGCGUCCUGGGGCACCCGGGGCGAGGAGGGCGGGCGAGGAUCUCGGCGCACCGGGCAGCCCGGCCGGACAGCCCCGAAGCGGAGCCGUUUCUCUUACCUGCCGCCCGCUUGGGUGCCUGCUGUUUCCUCCUUGGCAUCGCUCUACUUCGCUCCAGUCCCACUUCUGGCGCCCCAGCCCCGAGCCGCGCGCGGGGGCCCGCGGUCUCUCUCGCCUCUCUGGGUCUCCUCCGCCUCCUGCCCGGUGGCUCCUAGGGCGUCACUCGGCCUCUGUCCCCCUGACGAUCCCCCCUGCAACUCCUCCACCACGGGCCAGAGACCCCCCUCUCUGGGUGGCAGACACGGACGGCUUUGCCGGCUGGUUGGAAGUAGAGAUAACACCAUUUGCAGUAUAAUUCUCUCCCAUGAUCAGCCAUCCAUUUUUGUGAUACUGAUCCUUCCCCCAGCUUUAGGGGGUGGACUCUGACUGGCUAAAGCCAACAAUCCUAUCCUAUCUCAUCCCUCUGGCUACCAUGGUUUGAUUCAUGAUGGAAGA
Molecule: messenger RNA, 1655 nt
Organism: Kogia breviceps (pygmy sperm whale)
Lineage: Eukaryota; Metazoa; Chordata; Mammalia; Artiodactyla; Physeteridae
Source: RefSeq, a predicted model, not a curated record